AUGGCCUGCUUACGCCUCGAUUCCCAGGGACGCGACCCAAGCCCCUUCCAGGGACGCGACCCGAGCCACUCCCAGGGACGCGACCCAAGCCCCUUCCAGGGACGCGACCCAAGCCCCUUCCAGGGACGCGACCCAAGCCCCUUCCAGGGACGCGACCCGAGCCACUCCCAGGGACGCGACCCAAGCCCCUUCCAGGGACGCGACCCAAGCCCCUUCCAGGGACGCGACCCAAGCCCCUUCCAGGGACGCGACCCGAGCCACUCCCAGGGACGCGACCCAAGCCCCUUCCAGGGACGCGACCCAAGCCCCUUCCAGGGACGCGACCCUAGCCCCUUCCAGGGACGCGACUCAACCCCUUCCCAGGGACGCGACCCAACCCCUUUCCAGGGACGCGACUCGAGCCACUCCCAGGGACGCGACCCAAGCCCCUUCCAGGGACGCGACCCAAGCCCCUUCCAGGGACGCGACCCAAGCCCCUUCCAGGGACGCGACCCGAGCCACUAA
Penaeus indicus is the source of this 504-nucleotide messenger RNA. RefSeq names its product circumsporozoite protein-like. The transcript has a single exon. The record is from RefSeq and is a predicted model, not a curated record. Lineage: Eukaryota; Metazoa; Arthropoda; Malacostraca; Decapoda; Penaeidae. The coding region runs from base 1 to 504 and encodes 167 amino acids.